Molecule: messenger RNA, 1134 nt
Organism: Arabidopsis arenosa
Lineage: Eukaryota; Viridiplantae; Streptophyta; Magnoliopsida; Brassicales; Brassicaceae
Source: the annotation of a GenBank genome assembly
ACUCAAAUCACGACUCAGUGACUCAAAUCACGACUCAGUGACUCAAAUCGUUCUUCCCACAAAAAAAAAUGGUAAUUGCGACAGCAUCGACUCCAUUUUCACUCUCGUCGUCUUUGGUUUUCACGCGCCGUCGUAAUUCCAAGCGUUUUUCAGUAACCGCCAGUCUUUCUCCGGAGGUUUCUCCUCUUCUCCGAGCAGCUCACCACACCGUGGAUAAAUAUGUAAAGAGUGGGAUGAUUAUUGGUUUAGGAUCUGGAGAAGCUUCAGAUAUGGCUAUACGUUAUUUGGGUCAUCAACUUCGUUCUGGUUCUUUACAAAAUGUUGUUGGUGUACCAAUGUCUGCUCGAAGCGCGAGUGAAGCAGCAAAGUCUGGAAUCCCUUUGGAAUAUUUCCGGGAUGGUUUUCAGAUUGAUUUUGCAUUUCAUGAUGCUGAUGCUGUAGAAGAGAAUACGCUUAUUGCAGUUAUUGGGCGGCGAAGAAGUUCACAGGAAGAUGAUUAUAUUCUGAAACAAAAGUCUAUUGUAAAAGCAGCUGAUGAGGCAGUCUUCAUUAUAAAGGAAGAACAAUACAAAGCCGGUCUUGAAGGUUCUAUCCCUGUUUUAGUUCAAUCUCUUAAUUGGUUGGCCAUAGCUGAGGAGAUAGAUGACUUGUAUUUAGGCGAUGCAGAGGUUUGGAGAAGAGCUUCUGUAGAAAAUGAAGGCCCUCUUGGAGGAAACUUUCCUAUAGUUACCAGUGAUGGUCACAACAUUCUUGAUGUUAUAUUUACAACUCCAAUUCCAAGCCUCGCUGACGUGGCUACAAGCCUGGAUAAGAUUGAUGGGGUUGUGGACCAUGGACUAAUUAUCAAAACUCGAUGCACGGUGAUGAUCGCAGAAGAAACUGAAGUAAGAAGUGUUACCUUGCAGACCAGUGCAGUGGAGGGUGGUGUGUGAACCUAUGGAGAGACUUUGCAGAAGUAGUUCGUUUCACACAUUACCUAAUCAGUUCAUAGAGCAAUGCCGUAACUUCUACAAGUUCUUUUUCUAUAAUCAGUUCAUUCCAAACAACAAUCAAGGAAUAUAGAGGUAUAUAUUUAUUGUACUCAUUAUAGAACAGUUGUUAUCUUAUAUGUUUGAAUAAGUCUUAAGAUUAUAU